AUGCCCGAGGGAUUACCAAUUGAUCACGAACAAGCCUUGAACGGGACAAUGGCAGCCUAUGCGCAGCAACUAGUGAUAUGCACCGACCAAAGAGACUGGACAAGCCGCAUUGAAAACGACGGAGAAAACAAAAGCUGGGGUGGCCUUAUACGAGGGCUUAAGCGUUUGCUAAGCCGAGGUGGCCCAUAUCUUGAUCCUUUCAACAAUGUCCUCGUCUCUACUUCCUCUAUCGUUCCUGCUACAAACAGCCCUUCUACCGCCUCCGCACUUCUUUUCCCCAGCUUCAAAUACAUACCCUCCAUACCAGUCGAUGCCAGAACUGCGUCUGAUGGAGCCGCCGAUCUGACCUCGUUUGUUCGCGCCUUCCUUCUCCCCGAACGCCUACACGACAUGCACUCUUCGCUCCCAGAAGCCAAAAGAACAGACAUGACCCGGGCCCCCGAACUUUCGUCUAACUUCGACGGUAUAAUUGAUAUCAAUCACUCGCCUACAAUCCUGAUCUGUGGGCAUGGGGGUCGAGACAUGCGCUGUGGUGUCAUGGGGCCCGCUCUGGAAAGCGAAUUCCAGCGCGUGCUUCAAACGCAAGGAUACAAGUCUGUGGGUGGCGAUGGUACUACUAUUGAUGGACCCAAUCAUGCAAAUAUUGGUUUAAUUAGCCAUGUUGGUGGGCACAAGUAUGCUGGUAAUGUCAUCAUCUACAUCCCGCCCAAGAUGACGGUGGGAACUUCUGCCGAGCCUCACCCGCUGGCGGGUAAGGGUAUUUGGUACGGCCGAAUCGAGCCUAAGCAUGUGCAAGGAUUAGUGGAAGAGACUAUCCUUGGGGGCAAGGUCAUCGCGGACCAUUUUCGUGGAGGGAUUGAUCGCAACGGAGAUAUAUUGCGAAUGUAG
Messenger RNA from Penicillium waksmanii, 888 nucleotides. RefSeq names its product sucrase/ferredoxin-like domain-containing protein. NCBI's taxonomy places the organism in Eukaryota, Fungi, Ascomycota, Eurotiomycetes, Eurotiales, Aspergillaceae. The record is from RefSeq and is a predicted model, not a curated record. The transcript has 2 exons. Bases 1 to 888 code for a protein of 295 amino acids.